Messenger RNA from Pyricularia oryzae 70-15, 7149 nucleotides. RefSeq lists its product as uncharacterized. The transcript is spliced from 8 exons. Bases 1 to 7149 code for a protein of 2382 amino acids. The record is from RefSeq and is a predicted model, not a curated record. NCBI's taxonomy places the organism in Eukaryota, Fungi, Ascomycota, Sordariomycetes, Magnaporthales, Pyriculariaceae.
AUGGCGUGCAUCGAGAAGUUUGCGACCUACGUUACACUUGGCAAUCGUGCGUUGAUGCGAUCUGCAGCUUCAAUGAUUCGACGCAUGACCCAAGCCCAGAACGAGCAUGGUUAUAUACACUGUGAUAAGCUCGAGCAGGUCCUCGACGAGAUCGGCGAAAAGGUCUCUGGAGAAGCAGUCUGUAUCAACGUCGUUUUUCAAAACGCCGGUGUUCUAAUCGGCAGACAUCAAGACUCGGUAUACGUCGAGUCCUUCGAGCUGUUACCACUUAACUCGGCUGUUAUAAAAUCGCCUGGUAGGCUUCGCCGCUACUUUCCGGGGCCUGCCAUGGCCAUUAAACUGGGAGCGUUUCGUGACCGGGAAUUCCAGAAAUCUUUUGCAGAGGUUCUGCACAAACUUUGCCACCAGAGCUGCCCCGACAUUUGUCCUCUGGUCAAAAAGGCCGGACAACUACACGAGGAGACACGUGACACCGUCGACCCGGUAUACGUAACCGAAUUCAUGACUGCCUUUUUGGGGCCUGUCACCAAGCAUGUUGAUAACAUCACGCAAGGAGUCUGGAAGAACACACGUGACGAAAUCAUAUGGCACAAAAGUUUCAUGCCCUGGCGCCGAUCGCCAGUGUGGCUGCUUCUCCGGGUCUCGCUACAGCUCCUUCUUGGCCACGAAACAGCGUCGACAUCCCAGGCUAAAUGCCUCUACAAGUUAUUGAUGCUAUUUUUCAUUGCCUCGUUGCUUAUGGACGGUCUUUUUCACCAAGACCUGUCUAGCGACAUGAUCGAGAUCAUGAGGUUCAAGGUUGCUCGACGUAAAUAUAAAUUAUUUGCUGCUUUCCAGGGUGAAGUGGAAGAACAAGUAAUUUCAUUCGCAGACAAGGUAAUGACUGACGCCGCUCGAGAAUUGAUUAGCCGUCAGCGUUCUUUUGUUGCAAACAAAAGCCCCGACAAUAAGCUACGUCGCCUUGAGUCGGUCAAUUUUGUCAAUGACACGGUUUCCAGGUUGAAGAACCUUGACGAAUUUAUUAAGUCCAUAUCAGACCGGACUAUGAGCCUGGAUAGAGCUUCUUUCUGCCCGCCCGCGUACAUGUCAACUUUCAGCAAAGGCUCAUUGCCUGAUCUUUUUGGAUGGUCGAUUUUCGAUAUUCAUGGCUAUACGGCUUUCCGUCUUGCAGAGGUCGAAGCAUGGGUUUCUGACCACCUGGAUGGCUGGUUAAGCCAGGCCAUGAUAAGUGAAAAGGCGUGUUCCGAACUCUCUGACCUGAUUACAACCUAUAAGAGAAUCGCUACAUCGGUUUACAAAACAAACUCCGAAGGAAGGUCAAUCAUGGUACUGGUCCUGAUUGAACUCUGGGUUGCUUGCGACAAAAUAGCAACAGGUCAAAUCCCACGGCUGGAGCAAUAUAACCUUUGCAUUCCUGCAGGACUGUUCGAAUCCUUCCUGCUGCCCUUCCGUGAACAAAUGGCCAGAUUGAACAGGGUAGAAGAAUACCUCGAAAGACGGUGUAGGGCAGCCGACCAGUUGCUUCCUUGUAUUUUCAGCUCGUUUAGUGACCCCCAGUCCUUUGCCGUACGCUUCUACAGCCAAUCGACCCAUCACCAGAAUAUGCUGGUCGAAAUAGAGUCCAAGGUUGCAAAGCAGCGCAGAGCGAAAAUCGCCGAGCUUUCCAAAGUUCAGGCAGAGUAUCGGCGCCUUUACAACCUUUUCGAGUCAGAAAACUGUCGAUAUGUCGAGCUGUUGAACAAAAACGGUCGGCCGUACAUAACCCAUUCGCGCAGCUGUUCCAGAUGCUCGUACCAGAGGCAAAUGAAAGCUUUGAAUAUCAGCAUUCACGAGUGGCCUCUGCCGCGGAGCAAAAUGAAGGCUCAAGCAACUGUAUUCGAACUCUGUGUUCCCGUUCCUUUUUCAGAAUGGCGGGACAUUACCACUUUUAUCCUCCUCGACGUGCUGAAAUGCCAAUAUGGGAAAAUCAGCAUUGGACGACAGGAGCAAAGCCUCGGCACGUACCCGGCCCUGUCCAAGUUUCGGGCACCGUCUUGUGCCGAUCAACGCAUCGGUCUAGAGUCAUCGACCAAGCCCAGCGCGAGAACACACCGAGUAAGGAAACCUGUGCCGAAUCUCGAAAUUGACGACGUCUGCGUUAACAACGGCCUGGAGUAUUAUUAUUUUGAUCAGAGCUGCUCGGAGUACGUCACCAGAAUACAAGUCACACAAGACUUGCCAAAGCUGUGCACAUUCAAACUCCCACCGGAAUCCAAGGUGCUUGAGAAGUACCUGUUCCGGCCCAGCAUGUGCCCUGCCGGGCCUGUUCCGAACGCUGCCAUCGCGAACCAAGCCGAGUGUCCCCCUCAUUUGUCAAUAGAGGAGUACAAGGGUCUCUGUUCCAUCGUCGCAGGCAAUAAGAUUCAAUGGCAAAAUAUAUUUCUGCAAUUGGCGAUACCCAGCGUCAGCUUCCGGAGGGCAGAGACGGGCUGCACGGUGCUCCAGGCGAUGUACCAGGCUGGUCCGCCCGAUCAUAAAAAGACAACGCUGCGGCAGAGCCAUUCGAUCUUUGGUAAUGCAAAAUUCUGUGCCGAGUUUGUGGUCCAGCUGCGGCUGGCCACAAGGCGUAUAAAGCAAAAUUGGGAAUCGGCACCGGCCCUGGCCGUCUUUAUAUCCGCGGCCACUCGAAUUCUUUCGCUCUCUAGCGACGCGCAGGUCCAGGACUCCUGCUUCGAAUUUCUUGCCGAAGCUCGCCAGACCGCGUUUGACUGGCUGGAAAAAAUACGCGCUAAAGAAAUAUGCUCGGUGAAUUCCGGGGAACCUGAAAUGGAACUCAAAGCCAGGUCGGCCGAAAUUGCUCUGAUAUGCACCGCGACAUUUGACGUCGAGGAGCCCUACUUUGGGCGCCUGUUGACAGACGAAGAGAGCGCAUCAAUUUUGCUACAGAUCCUUUCCCGAUUAACCGUUUUUGGAAAGAGCAGCGCGCUCGACAGGGCCAUACGCUCGGCCUGGCCGGCAUACAGUGGCGGCACUGGGUGGAAUCCAGUAUCCGAUACUGCAUAUUACUGGCUCGAGACGUCGACCGAGUCGGUUUGCGGCCGUUCGCUGGCCGUCCAUUUCAACUUGCUGACCGCGGAGCUGCUCGUGAACGGGUCUCCGCUGUCGCGUCUUCCCAGCGACUGGGAAAGCCAUCCCACUUACCGGACGCUCUUUGGCAACCAGAUCUUGGACGUUAUGCCAUCAAACGUUCCGGGAAUGCGGUUUUCGGUGAAGAAGGCUGUAUCUGGUUAUGUUUUGAACCUUGGCCUUCAAUUAUCCGGAAUUGGAUCUGAAGAUGAAGAUUUGAUCAUUUCGGCCAAGAGGCUCAAUGCAGGACCGGACGCCUCUAUAUAUCAUCUGGUACCGGCUAGGGUAUUCAGAAAUAAGUUACCUGAAUCUUUUGUUACCGGACAGUCUCACUGGUAUAAUAAUGUUCGAAUCCUGCUCCCUCCACCUCCUCCCCGCUUACCCGUGGCAAGGAUAACCCGGCUGGCUAUCGACAACAACCACCCGCCUGUGCCGUCGAGCCCACACUUGUUGGGAACUUCGUCUCCAUGGCUACAAACGACCGACAGCUCCGCUGUUUGGACACAGGCCCCUCUCGAUGAAGAGCCGUCAACUGCCGUCAGACGAAUCCUCCGUGCGCCUGAAGGCACGGGGUCGCAUAUGCCUGAGACGACAAAGACAGCGUCAAACAAAGCCCAUUUGCCUGGAGGAAAUCCCCGCAUUUGGGAGCUUGUGAAGAGAUUCGAGUCACAAGCCGUGUCAGACUUUCAAAAACGCUAUGCAACAGAUUUGAAGGGAAGCAUUCAGGCCCUGGAAUCCAGGUUUGCCGGUCCGACAGCCGGUCUAUCUGGUAAUGAUUGUGCGUUUCUGAAGACAGAGCUUGAAUCAUAUAAAGCGACAUAUAUUCGCCAUAUGAACUGGUUAUUUUCCAUCUUGGAGGCUUCCAUCGGUAUCGAUGGUGACCCAGCGACUCAAGCCACCAGGCCCCUGCCGAGAAUCUCGGGCAAAUUCUUCAUAUCUCAGCUUGCAGCCGACCGAUGGAAACUGCUUCCGGACGCAUGGAAAGAACCAAUCGUUGAAUACGGCCUGGCGAUAUAUCAAGUCCAGCGGGCGGAGAGACUGUUGGCUUUGGCGUCCCCCGAGCGGCAGCACGAGCUGACCGCUGAACUCAGCAACCCCGGACAUAGCAAUUGGGACCCUUUAGAGCUGCCGCUGUUGCUUUUGAUGGAGAUCGAGACAAACAUGACCAUCCGGGCGAUCCAGAUGUGUAUUGCCAAGGAGAUGAUCAGUCCUCCCGGGCGCCAAAACGCCUCCAUGCAGCUCAACAUGGGCGAGGGCAAAUCAUCAAUAAUCGUACCUGCGGUGGCCGCUAUCCUAGCCUCCAUAAGGGAGAGCCUGUUUAUUUACACCAUGGGCAUCCAGAGGCCGCUAGCUUUCAGCCCGGGGAGAUGGUUGCUUUUGCAUCACGUCCUCGAUGUGGUUCGGCAGGUCUGUCCUUCUCUAGUCUACGAAAUGCCUCGGGCUAUCGAAUAUUCUGACCGGCAUGGGCCAAACUCGUUCCCGUUCAUCCGGAUCCUGGGAGGCAGCGAGACUCAGUACCGUCUGGUGUGCGCCGUUGCCCGGCAGAUUUGCCAAAUCGGGUUCGCAGGUGUGCCCAUAGCCCGCCAGACUAAGAUAGCGCAGGUUGAGGAUCCUGAAAGGUGCAGCUUGUGGACCGACACCAUUAAAAACUCGCUGCUUCUCCUUCGCGGCCUCCUUGCCGGUGGCAUCCUCGGGUUCGUUUUGGGACAGAAGCGUUGGCGCGUUAAUUACGGCCUCGACCUGGAACGAAGGCCCCCAACGCGUCUGGUUGUGCCAUACAGAGCGAAGGAUUCGCCUUCCCCUCGCUCUGAGUUUUCGCACCCAGAGGUUGUUAUUUUGUUAAUUUCAUUCAGCUAUUACUACCGCGGUUUUGGCGAUCAAAAUUUGUUCCAUGCGUUUGAGCAUUUCCUCCAUUCUGAUCAACCCAACCAGGAAUAUCAGGAAUGGGUCAGAGGUGUCCAGGAUCUCUCUCCUGCAUUUCAACACCUCGAAGGUAUUAACAUCAAGGAUCGCUUCCAAAUAACCACGCAAGUUUUCCCAGUACUGCGUUACUCCAAAGCUGCCGUCGAUUAUUUCCUCAGGAAUGUCGUGUUUCCGAGAUUUAUGAAGGAUUUCCCCAGCAAAUUGACCGCCUCUGGGUGGGAUUUCGGCGCUGUCAAAUCCCACCCUACAAUUGGAUUUAGCGGCACCAAAGAUUCGCGGGAGUUUUUACCGCUAUCCGUCCAGCACCUCGACCUGAAAAAUCAGCAACAUAUCGACGCCCUGGUAAUCGAGUACCUGCUUCAGAAUGAGACUGAAGUUAUGCUGCUGCCCUCGCGCGAGGAGACAGAGACUGCGGCAAACGACGCGGAGCAGGUGCUGACGGCCGUGGUAAAUGCGUACCCAGACGUUCAUGUCAUGCUGGACGUUGGCGCGCAGAUUCUGGAGCUUAACAACCUCCAAAUGGCCAAGCAGUGGCUAGAAAUGAACAAUCAGGUGGCGGGCCUUGGGGGAACCGGCCAUACCAAAAAGCAAGCCUGCGUCUAUCUCGACGACCACGACGAACUCAGGAUCGUCGACCUCCGCGGCGCGACCGAGCUUCUGCAAAUAUCGCCAUAUGCUCAGCUGCUCGAUCAAUGCCUGGUCUUUCUCGACGAGGCCCACACCCGCGGGACGGACCUUAAGCUUCCGGUCUAUUACCGGGCUGCGGUCACGCUCGGACCAGCACUAACAAAGGACCGACUUAUUCAAGAGAUUCAGUCCAAGAUUUUGCAGCGGAGAGGCCCGGACCGAGACAGCGCCAUUACCCCAAUAGAGGUCUCUGAGAUCAUCGAAUGGUCGAUAGCUGAGACGUGUAUCGAUCUUGAACGGUGCGUUGGCUUGUGGGCAGUCCAGGGCAAGCGGUUUGCCCAUCAGCAGCACCUUUGGUAUGAGAUAAGCGGGGGAAGCAAACUUUCGGAGGACGGGAAAAAACGACAAACCAAGCAGUGGGCCGAGAAGUUCCUUGAGGACGAAGCGCGGACCAUCCAAGACCUGUACCGUCCUGGCCCUCGCCUGCCGACGUUGUGCUGCGACGGACACGCUGACCAUGAUGGCGUCAACCUUAUUGAGAAGCACGUGGCCAAGUUUGGACGUAGUGCCGACACGUCGUCGGCGACGGCACUGCAGGAGGAGCAGGAGCGAGAGCUGUCGCCCGAGAUUCAAAAGGAGAUGCAGAUCCAGAGGCCCCAUCCGGCUGAUCCGGCCGAACACUCGCUAGACCCAGAAAUGGUGUAUUUUAUUCGCACAGGCGUCGUCCGGAAGGGUGCCAUCCCUUCGGCCUUUUCGCCGGCCUUUUCGACGCUGUCUUGCACCACGGCCGCCGCGCACCUGACCGAUAUGGACGAGUUCCCGCAGAAUCUACUCGUGACCAGGGACUUUGCCCGCACCAUUAAGACGAGCGGCCACGAGGGCAGAGGAAGCGAAAAUAAGACGGAUCAGUUCCUGCGCCCGGUGCAGUGGGUCGUGACCAGCGCCGGCGGGAGGCCGAACGACGGCGGCGGCGCCGUGGCGACAACCAUGGUGAUCAUCAGCCCCUUCGAGGCGCAGAACCUGAUCAGCGAAUUCGAGACGAAGCACCGGCGCGUCGUACUCCACCUGUACGCGCCGCGCGUGCUGCUGGGCUUCCGGCCGCUCGACGGGCUCCGCCUGUACACGACCCCGGCCCUGUCGGACGGCUGGGCCGUGUCGCCCCGGCUGGUUCUACAACUGAACCUCUUUUCCGGGCAGCUGUAUUUUAACUCCUUCGUAAAGUAUACUGCCGUGUGCGACAUGCUGGGCCUGGACUGGAGGGGUUGUGCCGGCAAGCAGGAGCAGAGCGUGAGCGGCGUUGGGGCCGACGGCUUUGUCAACCCGGUGUUUAGGUCGACCGACCACGAGACCGGCUGCACGUUUAGGCACAGCCCUGUCGGGUUUCUGAAGGUCUUUUUGAGCAAGGUGCGCCGGGACAGUAAGGGUAUCGACAGGACCCAUAUUGGCAAGAUGUUGGAUGCGGUGCUUUUGACGGAGAAGGACUUUGUAAACUGA